This is a messenger RNA of Psilocybe cubensis, 4794 nucleotides long. RefSeq names its product putative ATP-dependent helicase. The record is from RefSeq and is a predicted model, not a curated record. The transcript is spliced from 19 exons. Lineage: Eukaryota; Fungi; Basidiomycota; Agaricomycetes; Agaricales; Agrocybaceae. Gene Ontology annotation, cellular component: nucleus. Gene Ontology annotation, molecular function: ubiquitin protein ligase activity; ATP binding; ATP-dependent chromatin remodeler activity. The coding region runs from base 1 to 4794 and encodes 1597 amino acids. Gene Ontology annotation, biological process: DNA damage response; protein polyubiquitination.
AUGCGCGAGAUUGUAUCCAAUCAUCAGCUAUGCGUUCGAACAUAUCCAACCAACCAGAAUGAUGCCUUUGUGCCCAAUGUCAAUGUUGCGCUGUUGACGAGGUUGAUCCACGAUGGCACUGCCAAUUUGCUACCCGGUCGUGAUCUGAAGGGUAAACGAAAAGCAUCCAACGAUAUAGAACAAGAAGAAAGGGAAUCAAAACGGGCAAGAAAUUCUGCAAAUUUGACCAGUAACACAAAGGAGAGUACUCAGCAAUAUCGUGUCACGGUCAGCUAUCCAACGAUCUCUUCACUGCGGUCCCAAGAUAUGCCUCACCAUGGUGAGAUGGCACCUAUUUUGCAUCAUCUCCUGAAUAUACACUAUGAUAGUGACUUGACCCAGGAUAUUGGGUUUGCUAGACCAGACCCAGUCUCCCUCGACAUUUGGAACAGAGAGGAUGAUGAACUGCAGGCGGCUCUGCUGGCAUUGAAUGGGUCCAGCCUCGAUUUGGGAAUUGUCAGGAUUACCCAAGACGGUGAACAUGUAGUUAUCGUAUCCGGAAAAGGGGAAUGGUUGCUUACCACUCCUUCCCUUCGUAUCGACGCCAACUCUCACGACAUUCAGUCUGAAUCGGCCGUUGAUCUUCUACUUGCCAUCCGGACACUGCAACUGAUGGGGAGGUCGCACCUCGAAGCCAAGUUGAAAGUACUGCCUCCAUCAGAAUCUUUUUUCUUUUCUUUGCAGCUAGAGUAUACGGCAUCAAUCGUUCUCCCUGCAAUUAUGAAACCGUUUUCAUCUAAACGCGUCAGCAAGAAAGAUGUGCACUCGCGUCAGGAUGCUCGGCGACGAUUUUUAACCGCAGCUUGGGUCUAUGACGAUAUGCAUGACUCCGGUGGCAAAGCCAUGACAGUGUCCUCAUUUUAUUCUACGAUGGGACCUGCUCCGCCGUUACCAUCUCCGGAGGCGACCAAGGCCAUGCAACCGGUUGCCCUCUCUUCCACAUUGCUUCCUUUCCAACUCCGUAGUGUUGCCUGGCUUUUAGAACGAGAAGGCAUAUCAGUCACUUCCGACGGCAAACUCGUCCCACAGGAGUCUUCUGGCCAAUUUUCGUUUUGGAGUGAGGUUAAAGAUGGUGAACGAACUUGGUAUUACAAUCGCUUGAGUGGUGAGCUAGCAGAAGAAGCACCCGAGUUGCCUACGAUACACGGUGCAAUGUUGGCAGAGGAACCGGGGUUGGGUAAGACUGUAGAAACCAUUGCUUUGAUGCUUCUCAACCCAGCCCCUAAGGACUGGAAUCCUAGUUUGACACGGUGGGAUCCCGAUGGGCAUCUUGAUGUCAAAGCCAUCAAAAGCACUUUGAUUGUUACUCCUCCUUCGUUGGCAUCGCAGUGGAAGACAGAGUUGGCAAACCAUGCACCCUCUCUCAAAGUUCUUAUGUACGACGGAUGGACCAAAGUUAAAGUCCCCAUCAGUAAAACAAAGUGGGGCCUUGAACGAUUCAAGAAGGUAGAAUUAGAAUCAAGGCCCAAGAAAAAAGGCAAAUCCAAAGCACGGAAUGUUGAAGAGGACGGGUCAAAUUCGCGAAGUGAUGACGGUGAAGUCCUCGAGUGGUGUGAGUACGUGCACCAAUUUGAUGUGGUAAUUACCACAUAUAAUGUGCUGAGGAGCGAGAUUCACGUCGCGCGUCCUCCGCCAGACAGACCGAAAAGAGAAGAGGCGUCUUAUCAUACAUCUUCGCGGCUUAGGAGCCCUCUGGUCAUGGUUGAGUGGAAGCGCGUAGUUAUGGAUGAGGUUCAAAUGGUUGGUGGUGGACAGGCUGCUGAGAUGGUGUCUCUUAUACCCCGCCUAUCCUCUUUGGCCGUCUCAGGCACACCGGCUAAAUCGCAGAUGUCGGACCUUAUUCAUGUUCUCAAAUUUUUGCGCAUCGAUCAACUUGUUGGCGAUCUACGCCUUUGGAAUAGACUUUUGAAACCGGGGUUCGCCAAAGACUUCGCGGCUUUUUUGAAGCAUUAUGGAAUUAGGACAAUGAAGUCCUGCGUGACAUCCGAAUUGACGAUUCCUCAACAAACGCGAUACCUUGUUGGGAUUGACUUAGGUCGAGUUGAGCAACAUGUUUACGACCAGACCCUUGAGGCAAUCUUACAGCAAUUGGGUCUUGAUGCGAGAGGAAUUGCCGCUACCGAGGGCUGGCAGGUUAAUGGAAAUCUCCUACGAUCUGCUAUUCGUCGGUUGCGUGGGAUCUGUACACAUCCUCAAGUUGGUCAAUUACAGAAACGGGGAGAUGGUCUCUAUAAACCGGGCGCUCUGAAGACCAUCGAUGCUGUCCUUCAGUCGAUGAGAGACCAGAACUGGAAAAAUCUAAUGGAAGAUUGGAAAGCCAAAAUCCAGCUUAUGAUCCGUUACGCACAACUGCAACAGAAAGACGACACGGUUCCUAAUCACCAACAAAACGCACUGAGAACUCUGGUUCUUGUCGAGGAAGAUACCAACAAACACCUGGAAGAAAUCAAAGAUGCCUUGACGAAACAUGACGCGAAAGGCAAGAUCUUGAUAGAAGAAGCCGCUCAACUGCGCCAACAACGGGAAGUCUCAGCUGAAGCUGGCGAGCCGAACGAAAAAGGAAAGGGAAAGGCUCGCGAUAGUGCAGACGGUCGUGAAGAUGAUGGCGGGGAAGACGAAGAUCCGGAGGAAAAAGGUCUUCCUAAGACACCAGCGGGAGAAGAACACCGCGUGAAACGCAGAACGCUGAAGAGCCGCCUGCGCGAGGGGUAUGUACUACUCCAUAGGGUCAAGUUCCUACAGGGUGAUGUUUAUCAUGUCCUGGGACGAUCCAACGACGAGGACGCAGCCUAUCAGGCUGCAGAACAGUUGCGGCGUCAGCUUUUAAAAGUAACUGAAAAUGAAGCUGCCAAAGCGAUGAGUAUGCUCAACGGACCGAAUUUGAAGCCUACUGUGACUCUAAAUGAUUUAAUUAUCGAGCUCCCCUUGCUGGGCAAGGGAGGAAUUAGGUCUACAGAUUUGAUGGAAGAAGCUAACACCAUCGUGGAUGAAGUUCUCAAUGACCAGUCUGAUCUUACGUGGGAAUGGAGAACCCACAUCAUGGAGUUGUUAACGAAGCCCUUGAAUCCAGGGGGCGCAGAAGACGACGUCGAUGGUCAAGAGUAUCAGCGCACUCUGGAUGACCAAGGUGAGGCUGAAACGUACCUGCAGGCAUAUGCUGCCAUUUUAUCCGACCGCAGAGAAGCUCUCGUCAAUGAGCGCACGUUGUUGGCGGCACAUGAAGUCCGUGAAAAACAAGUGCGCCAAACUAAAGCUGCGUUGAAGGCAGCCACCGCUGCUGCUGAAGCGUUGGACGUCCCUGAAGGUCUAGAUAUCAAGCCAGAGCACGAGGUGUUGCAUGAGGAGCUAUCUUCUCAACGCAAGGAUAUAUUGAUUCGUCUAGAUGGGAGGUCUGUGAAGAGCAUUCUUAUUGAUCUAAACGGCGUUGCUGUGAAGAUAUUACAAGAAAACAACCCGGAAAAAGUUAUUGUUAGGGAAGCUAUCGAUAAAUUGCGACGCUUUAUUUCUGAGCAGAAUUCCUUGUACGAAAAGCUUGAUGCGGACCUGGCCCUUCUCAGAAAAGCAUUCAAUCAAAGGAUUCUCUACUUCCGGCAAUUGCAGGAAAUUUCAGACUCGGUGGCUGAUGUUGAGUGGGAAGAAGCUUCAGCGGCGGACGCAGGCCUGGCGUGCGUCACGGAGAAAAACGAGUUGGAAGCAAAAAUCAAUACUACGCGUGCACGGCAGCGAUACCUUGAUAACCUCGCAAAAAAUCAAGAUGAAGGUAUAAUGGAUGAAGAUGACAAAACAUGCAUUCUCUGUCGAAGUGAAUUCAUCAGAGGAUUUAUUACGCAAUGCGUGGCUAUCAACCCAGAUAGCGUGCAACGAUUCACAGUGAAUGCUGCACAGAUCGAACCUCCUCCUCAGCCAGUAUUGGGAGAGCCCGCCCCUCAAUCUCGCCGACAGAUUGAGUACAACAGAAUUGAUCCAGCCAUUUUCAAAGAUAUUCAAACUAUGGAGACCUAUGGCGAUUUCGGAAGCAAGAUUCAAACACUGAUUCGGCAUAUAUCAUAUAUCAAGCACAUCGACCCAGGUGCCAAAAGCAUAGUGUUUUCGGCUUGGGCCGAUUCAUUACAUAUUGUCGAACGGGCAUUCUCGGAAAAUGGGAUACCAUGCUUGAGAAUAGAUCAGGGUUCAAAAAAUGCCGCCGAGAAGUUUGCGGCGGAUCCUGAUAUUCUUGUUCUUUUGUUACAUGGAGAGCGAGAAAAUGCUGGUUUGAAUGUCACUUGUGCAUCUCGGGUAUUCCUUCUUGAGAGUGUAGUUCACCACAGUUUCGAGAUUCAAGCUAUUGCGCGGAUUGACCGCCUUGGCCAAACGCGACCCACAGAAGGUACAAUUGAACGCAACAUUCUCGACCUCGCUGCUCGAAAAGGGCUAUCAUUAUAUACCAAGGAAAAUUCUCAUGGUACUGUGAAUGUGUCGCCGUUCAAUCAAGACAACGAACAAGAUGUCGAUAAUCCUGAAAGGCGCAAGGGACAGCAACGAGGAGACUUCAUCCACAAAAUUGACGAUAUGCUUUCGAUAUUAUUCCCUCACAUGUUUGAGGAUCUGGAAUAUCUUCUACCUCCAUCUGUCGCUUUACCCUUUGAUCCCUCGAUAGACGAGGUCCACGAUGUUACAAUGGCUGAUAACGUUUCAGCGUCUAUUACUCGUGCACUCAAUCAUGCACCUAAUAGUGCUACAACCAAUGUGGUUGCUGGCCCAUCUAGACUCCGCUAA